AUGUCAUGUCGUAGUACACGAGCCCGGGCAGCCAAAGUUACCCUCGAUGAACCUAUGGAACAAACUAGAAAGAUUACCGAUGUGUUCAAAGUUACAAGAGGACGAGGAAGACCUCAGAAAAAAUUUCUCAGUGAUACCAAUUGUUUGGAAAAGAAACCGCUUCAAACACCCAGCUUACUCAAACAGGAGUCGAAUGAGGCCGUAUGUUCUUCAGCAAAAACUGAAAAUGUUUGUUCUCCUCCAAAAAGAGCAAAGAAGUGCAGUGACCACCAUGGAUCACGUGCGGCUGGAAAGGUUCUCUUUGCAGCCGAUGCAAUCCAAAAUUGCCCAUUAAAGAAGGAAAUGACCGAGGAGAACCUUGAAGAAGCGACCCCGAAAGUAGCAGCGGAGCCAGUGAACAAAACUAGUAGCUCGGAAACCGUGAAAUCUGAAGUCUCGACAGAAACUACGCUACCCUUCGUGUCGUCUCCCUUGAAGGAUUCCUUGAUCUCUAAGGCCGACGAAUUGAGUGAAAAACUUACACUGAAGGCUGUUCAAGUCAAAGCACGUGCGAGAAUACGAAGUGUUGCUGAACUGCAAGCAGUUUUAGCUCAGAAAAGUGCUCUGAAGACGAUUCAUGAGCAGGCGCAGCGGAUCAAGAGCAAGCAGGUAGAAGAACACGCGAAGAACCUCAAGACCCCAGUAAAGUCAGUACCAAAAGGGCCUGCUCGCGGGCACGCGGCCGCUAGGUCAAAAGCUUCUUCUAGUACUCCGCAAAAGCGGUCAGAGCCGUCGGCUUCAACCGUGCCUGAAUUCGUUCUUCCCACUCAUAAGACGCCUGCUAAGGACCUAGAUGAAUUUGAGCUGAACGAAUCGAGGCAUGUGUUCGAGUAUGGUAAGGCUUCACGUCUUAUUGAAGAAGUCAAGAAGAAUUCCAGUCUCCCAUUACCCCGGCAUUACGAACGCCUCCACGAGACUUUCCAGUCAUGUGAUAGAGUGAUUUCUAUAUUCACGAACCAAGGCAGACGAUGUGCGCUUCCAGAGAUUCAGAAAAAUGUCGAAAAGAACACGCAUUUGAGCUUCACUCGUAAACAUCUCGCACAAAUAAUGCAUGUAUAUCCAACGUCGUAUGACAUUCGUUUGAAUAAGCGGUGGAAUGCAUUUGGUGGAGAUGCAGAUUCUUAUGGAAAAACGGAGCUGAUCAUGGCACCGAACCUCGUAGAUGAUUUGACUGGGUUUAUGCAACCAGAAACCCCUGUAAAGUACGAUGGUCAACCGCUUCCGACCGUCACACCGAACAAACUCAUUUCUCCUCGAAAAAAAGUAGCUUCUGCAGUUCCUAGAGAGCCUGUUUUGGACGCAAGACCACGUCUUGAAGGCUGGCGUAUGACUUGCAGAAGUCAUGUGUUUAGACACAAGCUAGUAGAGAUCGCUAAAAAGUUCCACCAGAAAUUUCUGGAUCGAUUAGGACUCAAUCUGAAGGAGACUGAACUCGCACGAUUACGACGCUUCCAUCCUAAAUUCGAUAUUGAGCAGGAAUGUGAAGAAAUAGAGCAGGCCAAACUUCCUGAAGAGGACCAUGACAGAAGCGAGAGGCAUCUAGAAAUGAAGGAUUACCUUGCUACAGUCGACACAACUGUACCACUUCCAAAAGCUGUUUCGGUCGCGCUCGAAGAUCUGAAAAGCCCUGUGAAAAAACUUGUGAGCUCAAACUCGUCAGUACCUCUCUCUCCUCGCAAAUUUGCUGAGAAGCAGACAUCAAAACCAAAAGGAGCCAUGUCAUUGCUCGAAAGGAUACGAGCGAAAGAGGCCGAAAGGAAAGCUGCCGAAAAGUUGCGGGAUCCUGUUAUAGAGAAAAAGAUCGAGCUUCUUCAGCGUAUUAUACAUGGUCUUUUACGAUGUAUUACAACGUACUUUGCCUUCAAAAAGGUUCGCUCUUUAGAAUUGAGGGCGUUGUCUGAGCAGGUCAUGCGGAGCCAGUCAUCCAUGAAUCGAGAAGCGCUAAUGGAGCACCUCAAGAUGCUUUGUGAAGUAGCACCGGAUUAUGUGACGUUUGCGGAAUUCGGUGGGAAAAAAUACCUACAACUGAAGGAGAACAACUACACAGCUAUUGAAAAGGUGAUACAAGACGAAUUGGAACGUCUCCGAGCCAGCGCCACACUUUUAAGCAAGCCUCCCGCUGGUGCUUCGCAGACUAGCCCAGCUAAGAAGACGGCUAUUAGAGCUCUUUUCUAA
Haemonchus placei is the source of this 2214-nucleotide messenger RNA. Lineage: Eukaryota; Metazoa; Nematoda; Chromadorea; Rhabditida; Trichostrongylidae. The record is from the annotation of a GenBank genome assembly.